UUAAAACCCAAUUGGACAUGUGAGACCGGUCUGAUCCGGUUUACACACAUCGUUACCGAACUUACCGUUGCUAGUGGCGUUGAUGAUACUCAUAGUGAUGAGGUUCGAUUUCAAAGCUCAUGAAACGCAUCAAUGUCGAUCUCCGUCUUCUCCAUUUUCCGAAAUUCAGAAAAUUUCAAUCACGAAAAGUAUCUUCUUCCCUACCCAAAUUGGAACUCGAUCAGGAUUCACCACAGGAGACAGCUUUCGUGCUUGGUCAGGUACUUGACACUUACCCAGAUCUCAGAACACUUAGAACAGUCCACUCCAGGAUCAUUAUGGAAGAUUUACGCUACAAUUCGUCUUUGGGUGUUAAACUUAUGAGAGCUUAUGCUUCUCUAAAAGAUGUAGCAUCAGCACGUAAGGUGUUCGAAGAAAUUCCUGAGAGAAACGUAAUCAUCGUUAAUGUUAUGAUCAGAAGCUAUGUGAAUAACGGCUUUUACCGUGAAGGUAUUCAAGUGUUUGGGAAGAUGUGUGGAUGUAAUGUUAGACCUGAUCAUUACACUUUCCCGUGUGUUUUAAAGGCGUGUUCUUGCUCUGGGGAUAUUGUCAUUGGCAAGAAGAUUCAUGGGUCUGCUACAAGAGUUGGGCUCUCUUCGACUUUGUUUGUUGGGAAUGGUUUAGUUUCUAUGUAUGGAAAGUGUGGAUCUUUAUCUGAAGCAAGGCUUGUACUUGAUGAGAUGUCAAGAAGAGAUGUGGUCUCUUGGAACUCGUUAGUUGCUGGUUAUGCGCAAAAUCAGAGAUUUGAUGAUGCUUUGCAAGUUUGUAAGGAAAUGGAGUCUGUGAAGAUAAGCCAUGAUGCUGGCACGAUGGCUAGUCUGUUAGCUGCAGUGAGCAAUACAACUCCUGAAAACGUUAAAUAUGUUAAAGAUAUGUUUUUCAAAAUGGGGGAAAAGAGUUUGGUUUCGUGGAAUGUGAUGAUCGGUGUGUAUAUGAAAAACGCGAUGCCUGUUGAAGCCGUGGAGUUGUAUUCCCGAAUGGAGGCUGAUGGGUUCGAACCUGAUGCAGUCUCAAUCACAAGUGUUUUACCUGCUUGUGGAGAUACAUCUGCUCUGUCUCUUGGUAAGAAAAUCCAUGGAUACAUUGAGAGGAAGAAGCUAAUACCAAAUCUGUUGUUAGAGAAUGCACUGAUCGAUAUGUAUGCCAAAUGUGGAUGUCUAGACAGAGAGAGAGAUGUGUUUGAGAACAUGAAGUCACGUGAUAUUGUGUCUUGGACAGCUAUGAUUUCAGCUUAUGGAUUCAGCGGGAAAGGCUGUGACGCAGUGGCAUUGUUUUCGAAAAUGCAAGAUUCGGGUCUCGUCCCUGAUUCAAUUGCGUUUGUCACAACGCUCGCUGCUUGUAGCCACGCAGGUUUACUAGAAGAAGGUCGGAGUUAUUUCAAACUCAUGACAGAUCAUUACAAGAUCACUCCUAGGUUAGAGCAUUUGGCUUGUAUGGUGGAUCUUCUUGGCCGAGCCGGGAAAGUGAAAGAAGCUUACAAAUUCAUACAAGAAAUGUCACUGGAACCAAAUGAGAGAGUUUGGGGAGCCCUAUUAGGAGCUUGCAGGGUGCAUUCUGAUACAGACAUCGGUCUACUAGCAGUUGAUAAACUUUUCCAGUUAGCACCAGAGCAAUCGGGUUACUACGUAUUGCUUUCUAACAUAGACGCAAAGGCUGGAAGAUGGGAAGAAGUGACAAGCAUCAGACAUAUAAUGAAGAGCGAAGGGUUAAAGAAGAAUCCCGGAUCAAGCAAUGUUGAGGUCAAUGGAGAAAUUCAUACAUUCUUAGUAGGCGACAGGAGACAUCCGCAGUCCAAAGAGAUAUACAGAGAGCUGGGUGUUUUUGUAAAGAAAAUGAAAGAGUUAGGUUAUGUUCCUGAUUCAGAAUCAGCACUUCACGACGUAGAAGAAGAAGAUAAAGAGACGCAUUUAGCUGUUCACAGUGAGAAGUUAGCCAUUGUGUUUGCUCUCAUGAACACAGUGGAAGAAGACAGUAAUAACGCCAUAAGAAUAACGAAGAAUCUUAGGAUUUGUGGAGAUUGUCAUGUUGCAGCAAAGCUUAUCUCGCAGUAACUUCUCGUGAGAUCAUCAUCAGAGACACCAAUAGAUUUCAUGUGUUCCGGUUUGGUGUUUGCUCUUGUGGUGACUAUUGGUGACCGAGAAACUAAAUGUUAAACAAAAAAAACAUUACAGAUCAAAACGCAGCGUUUUGAUGAUGGUGAGAGUUACACUUUUCAAGAUCUUUUUGGGUUUAGACCAAUGAGAAUAUGACACGUUAUAACUGGUUAUGAAAAAUUCACCAAAUAGAUAGGCUAAGCCUUCUUCUUCUUCAGCUUCUGAGCUCAGGACUAAGAGAUAGAGAGAUAGAGAGAUAGAGAGCGAAAGGUUAGAGAUAACAGUAGUAUUACCGAUGAUUGAGUCGGUUAUGGCCUUACGUCUCUCCAACGGAUUUGCUUGGUAUUACUUUGCAGAGUAUUCGACCUCGGAAGAAGGAGGAAGUUGCUUUCAUUAUGCUUCUCGCCGCGUUUUUCAGCCUCAACGUCUAAACCAUAUUGAUGGGAGUGGACUUCUGAAGUACAAAGGUGACUAUUUAACAAAAAAAACUCCCAAGGAAGCAUCGAAUUCAAGCCACAGCAGAGUACGUAGAUUCAGCUUCAGAUCCAGAAAAGCAAACUUGCAAAUCAAGGUAUCAUCCUUCAGAAGAAAUCAGAACCUCCUUGCCACAGAAUGCCGGAGAUUCCAGGCUUUCACCAGCAGAAAAUACUAGAACCAUCAUUGAGGUG
Molecule: messenger RNA, 2800 nt
Organism: Camelina sativa (false flax)
Lineage: Eukaryota; Viridiplantae; Streptophyta; Magnoliopsida; Brassicales; Brassicaceae
Source: RefSeq, a predicted model, not a curated record